AUGGAGCUCAGGGAAGGGGCGGGAGGGCCGCGAGUGAGCGCCAUGGGCACACGAGCGUCCCCCCAGCAGCCCCUGCUGCGGGUGCGGCACUUGCCUGUCGUUCCUGGCCUCGCGAGUGGCAGCAAGGCGGAGGGAGGAGGUGGGGUCGUGGCAGAGGGUGGGCGGUUGGGGGAGGAGGUGCGGGAGGGAGGGAUGGAGGGGGAGCAGAGGGGCGAGGGGCAUAGAACGGCGGUUGGUGGGGUUAGAAAGUGGGCUGGAGAGCGUAAAAAGGGUGGGGAUGAUGGGCGGGAUGGGGAGAAGACGCGUGGUGGUGGUGCGGUGUGGAGCGUGCAUGUGAAGCACGUAGCUGCUAAAGCUUCAUACGCAGUUGCGCCCUCGGCUCUCCCUGCUGCACCGCCUGCCCUGCUGCUGUGCCUGGCGCCACGCAUAGGCGAACUAAUCACAGAUGCAGGUGCCGUGUACCCGCUGCUGCCGCGCGCCAUGAACUCCAACUGCAAGCACAAGGCACGCCAGGAGGCAGCACAGUGGGAGAGCAGUGAGCAGGGGGCGGUGGCACACGGCAUGGCUGUGUGUGCUGCACUCUCCUCGCACAUCCUCGCUGCUGCUGCCUCGUCUGCGUCAACAGCACCGCUCUGCCACCUCGUGCUCAGCCUGGCCGCCCUCUCGCACUCCCCCGCUCUCUCCCCUCUCCUCUCCACGUCCCCUCUCACCACCUUGCUCUAUCACCCACGCUCACUGCUUCUCCCUCUGCCUCUACCACUUGUGUCAUCGACUUCAAUUGACGCCUCGUCCCUCCACCAUCGCCCGCAGCAGCAGCAGCAGGAGCGGCAUGGGGGCAUCGCAGCAAGGUGCCUGGUAGCAGAGGAGGAGAGUGGUGUGGACAAGCGUGAAGAGGCCGUGGUGUGUGCCGUGCCACCGUGCAGGGGAGGAGCGCAGGAGCAUGCCGCACGCGCUCACGUGUGCAGGCAGGAUGCAGAGGGGGUGUUGAUAUUGCGGGGUAGAGAUGUCUCAAAGGGGGGCAGUGCACGGGGAGGAAAGGUUCAUCCUGAGCCUGCAGUGGAAUCUGCUGCAUCGGCUUCUCUCUCUGCUUCAUCCAAUGUGGCUGUUCUGCAGCCGCGAUCGCUCGCAGACGUUCUUGAUAUGCUGGACGCUCUUCCCACCCUCACCACCACCUCUGCUGCAUCUGCUGCCUCUACCGUCACCGCCACCUCAGCUUCCUCUGCUGCAUCCGCCGCGCCGCCUGCCGCCAUGCAGAACGCCACGCGCGCGGCGCUAAGGGGCCUCGCGUCCUCCUCUUCCCGAGGCCCCUCCCGCCAUGCCGCUGCCGCCUCCGCAACCACCUCCCGCCUCCUCUCCACCACCGCUCCCCCCGCAUCCGGCCCCGCGUCACCCGCUUCCGCCCCGCCUCCCCCCCCUCCCCCGCCAGAGAAGACCGUUUUCGGCGGACUAUCGGAUGCGGAUCGGAUCUUCACGAAUCUGUACGGGCUGCACGAUCCGUUUAUCAAGGGCGCGAUGAAGCGCGGCGACUGGCACCGCACGAAAGACCUCGUGGUCAAAGGCACCGACUGGAUCAUCAACGAAAUGAAGAAAUCCGGGCUGCGCGGGCGCGGCGGCGCGGGUUUCCCGUCGGGCCUGAAAUGGUCGUUCAUGCCCAAGGCGAACCCCGACGGCCGCCCGUCGUACCUGGUGGUUAACGCAGACGAGAGCGAGCCGGGCACGUGCAAGGACCGCGAAAUCAUGCGCCACGACCCGCACAAGCUCAUCGAGGGGUGCCUCAUCGCGGGCGUGGGCAUGCGCGCGCGCUACGGGUACAUCUACAUCCGCGGAGAAUACGUCAACGAGCGCAAGGCCGUCGAGCGCGCCGUCGCGGAGGCGUACGAGAAGGGGUUCCUCGGGCGCAACGCGUGCGGCAGCGGGUACGAUUUUGACCUGUAUGUGCACCACGGCGCGGGCGCGUACAUCUGCGGAGAGGAAACCGCGCUGCUGGAGUCGCUCGAAGGCAAGCAGGGCAAGCCGCGACUGAAGCCGCCGUUCCCGGCGAACGCGGGGCUGUACGGGUGUCCGACGACGGUGACGAACGUGGAGACCGUCGCCGUGUCGCCGACGAUCCUGCGACGCGGGCCGGAGUGGUUCGCGUCGUUCGGGCGCAAGAACAACAGCGGCACGAAGCUGUUCUGCAUCUCGGGGCACGUGAACAAGCCGUGCACGGUGGAGGAGGAGAUGAGCAUCCCGCUCAAAGAGCUCAUCGAGCGCCACGCCGGCGGCGUGCGCGGCGGCUGGGACAACCUCCUCGCGAUCAUCCCGGGCGGCUCGUCCGUGCCCAUGCUCCCUAAACCCAUCUGCGACGACGUGCUAAUGGACUUCGACGCGCUGAAAGCCGUGCAAUCCGGGCUGGGCACAGCCGCGGUGAUCGUGAUUGAUAAGAGCACUGACGUGGUGGACGCGAUCGCGCGGCUGUCGUAUUUCUACAAGCACGAGAGCUGCGGGCAGUGCACGCCAUGCAGGGAGGGCACGCCGUGGCUGUGGCAGCUGCUGGAGCGCAUGAAGGUGGGCGAUGCGCUCAUGGAGGAGGUGGACAUGCUUCAGGAGAUUACGAAGCAGAUCGAGGGGCAUACGAUUUGCGCGCUCGGGGACGCCGCCGCGUGGCCCGUGCAGGGGCUGCUGCGCCACUUCCGCCCUGAGAUCGAGCGCCGCAUUGAGGCGCGCGCCGCCUCUGCUGCUGCUGCUGCUGCUGUUGCCGCUGGUGGUGCUGGUGAGUGGGUGGCGGGAAGAGGGAUGGGAGAGUGUGCGGCCAGGGGGUUAUGGCAGGGAUGGGAGGGUGUGUAG
Molecule: messenger RNA, 2826 nt
Organism: Closterium sp. Yama58-4
Lineage: Eukaryota; Viridiplantae; Streptophyta; Zygnematophyceae; Desmidiales; Closteriaceae
Source: the annotation of a GenBank genome assembly